Messenger RNA from Hippopotamus amphibius kiboko, 4551 nucleotides. RefSeq names its product cytochrome P450 2U1. The record is from RefSeq and is a predicted model, not a curated record. Bases 73 to 1773 code for a protein of 566 amino acids. Gene Ontology annotation, biological process: xenobiotic metabolic process. Gene Ontology annotation, cellular component: cytoplasm; intracellular membrane-bounded organelle. Lineage: Eukaryota; Metazoa; Chordata; Mammalia; Artiodactyla; Hippopotamidae. The transcript is spliced from 5 exons. Gene Ontology annotation, molecular function: oxidoreductase activity, acting on paired donors, with incorporation or reduction of molecular oxygen, reduced flavin or flavoprotein as one donor, and incorporation of one atom of oxygen; heme binding; iron ion binding.
GCGCCCGUGCCUGCGUGCGGUCUCCCGGGCUCAGCGGCGGGGCCCGGGGCUGCGGACGCCGGCGCACAGGCCAUGGCUUCCCCCGGGCUGCCCCCGGCCCCCGCCGAGGACUCCCCCUGGCCUCUGCGCCUGCUGCACGCGCCCCCGGGGCUGCUGCGGCUGGACCCCACGGGCGGCGCGCUGCUGCUGCUCGUCCUCGCCGCGCUGCUGGGCUGGAGCUGGCUGCGGCGGCGCCCGGAGCGGGGCAUCCCCCCGGGGCCCGCGCCCUGGCCGGUGGUGGGCAACUUCGGCUUCGUGCUGCUGCCGUCUUUCCUCCGACGAAAGAGCUGGCCGUACCGCCGGGCAAGGCCCGGAGAACUGAAUACGUCGGGCCUGGGCGUGCAGCUGCUCCUGGCGGACCUGGCCGGCGUGUACGGCAACAUCUACAGCUUCUUCAUCGGCCACUACCUGGUGGUGGUCCUCAACGACUUCCACAGCGUGCGCGAGGCGCUGGUGCAGCAGGCCGAGGUCUUCAGCGACCGCCCGCGGAUGCCGCUCAGCUACAUCCUGACCAAGGGGAAGGGUGAGCUGGGCCGCGGCCGCGGGAGCCUUGAGGGUCACGGGCCGUGGGAACGCGCGGCUGGGGCUGCAGGGAUUGUAUUCGCACAUUAUGGUCCAGUCUGGAGACAACAGAGGAAGUUCUCUCAUUCAACGCUUCGUCAUUUUGGCUUGGGAAAGCUUAGCUUGGAGCCCAAGAUUAUUGAGGAGUUCAAAUAUGUGAAAGAGGAAAUGCAGAAGCACGGAGAAGCCCCCUUCAAUCCUUUCCCCAUUGUCAACAAUGCCGUCUCUAACAUCAUUUGCUCUUUGUGCUUUGGCCAGCGCUUUGAUUACACCAAUAGUGAGUUUAAGAAAAUGCUUAAUUUUAUGUCACGAGCAUUAGAAAUCUGUCUGAACACCCAGCUCCUCCUGGUCAACAUAUGCUCCUGGCUUUAUUACCUUCCUUUUGGACCAUUUAAGGAAUUAAGACAGAUUGAAAAGGAUUUAACCAUUUUCCUUAAAAAAAUCAUCAAGGACCAUCGAGAGUCUCUGGAUGUAGAGAACCCUCAGGACUUCAUAGACAUGUAUCUUCUCCAUGUGGAGGAGGAGAGGAAAAAUAAUAGCAACAGUAGUUUUGAUGAAGAUUACUUAUUUUAUAUCAUUGGAGAUCUCUUCAUUGCUGGCACUGAUACCACAACUAACUCUUUGCUUUGGUGCCUCCUGUAUAUGUCACUGAACCCCGACAUACAAGAAAAGGUUCAUGAAGAAAUUGAAAGGGUCAUUGGUGGUGACCGCGCCCCGUCCGUCACUGACAAGGCCCGGAUGCCCUACACGGAGGCCACCAUCAUGGAGGUCCAGAGGCUGAGCGUGGUGGUGCCGCUCUCCAUCCCUCACAUGACCUCAGAGAAAACAGUGCUCCAAGGGUAUACCAUUCCUAAAGACACAAUAAUAUUACCCAACUUGUGGUCAGUACACAGAGACCCAGCCAUUUGGGAGAAACCAAAUGAUUUCUACCCUAAUCGAUUUCUGGAUGAUCAAGGACAACUUAUUAAAAAAGAAACAUUUAUUCCUUUUGGGAUCGGGAAGCGGGUGUGUAUGGGAGAGCAGCUGGCAAAGAUGGAAUUAUUCCUGGUGUUCGUCAGCCUAAUGCAGAGCUUCACGUUUGCUUUACCUAAGGACUCGAAGCCGAUCCUGACUGGGAAAUACGGUCUAACUUUAGCUCCACAUCCGUUUAACAUAAUCAUUUCAAAGAGAUAAAGGACAUCUCCACGAAGAGACGGUGCAGAGAAUGUAAAUGCACGUCCUUCUAAACAGAUUCUUCCUUCUGUGAUUGACGGCAGAUCCAGCGACUCUGCAGAUCUGGGUUAGGCUCUGCUUAGAGGGAGACUGGAAGGAGCGUAGAACACGUGGGACCUUUCGUCUUGGAGUGUUCCUGCAGGAAACUUCCGCCAUUUUAGUAAUGCAUGUGACUUGGGGGUUGGUGACCAAAGUACUGGACUGGGAAGCAGAGGAUCCGGAUUUUUUUCCCAGAGGCCUCCACCAAUGAGCAUUUCUUCUCAUCUCUCAGUGCCUCAGUCAUUCCAUGUGGAAAAUGAUGAUAACAGAGCUUGCCUUCUCUCUCUGUCUUGGCACGAAUGAAGGUCAAAUGCUCCAUGUUUUCUGACAUCACCAAAACACUGUUAAGCUCUGGAGAACAAAUUCAGGAGGAGAAGGAAGACCUACCUGUUUAAGACCCUUGACAACACAAAAGUGAUGUUCAGAUUUGAAUACUUCAGAGAAGGACGUGGGUUUAGAUGACAAUGAAUUAGAGCUUUUCUUGAUGCAGAGCUUAUGUCAGUUUUGGAGGGCUCCUUUGGUUAUCAUCUUUUUGCUUAUGAUUUUAGUUUUUACUUCUUGUAGACGUGGGAUGAAGCAGACCCUUGUUCAGUAUGUUGAAGAAAGGUUAUUAUCUGAAUGUAUACAUCUGCCUUCUAUUUCAACUACAUGAACAGUGAGCCUGGCUGAAGAAGUGACUUCAUGGCAGAAUUCCUUUCUGCUGUGUUUACUCACAGGGAUGUAGCUCUAGCUUUUGACUUGAGCCCUGAAUAGUGAGCUCUGGAAUUUUAAUACUGGGAUUUAUGAGGAGAGGAUUCAAAGUGUACUGAACAUUCCUUCCCUGUUCUUCCUGCCACCAGGCCACCAUCCUUGAAGACUCGCAAAGACAAGAAGACAUUCUUACUCUUUUUAAGAUACCUAACUUGUUUCUUAAUAAAUAAACUCCCUCUAAAAGAGCAGUUCUCAAAAAAGGUAAUGACCUCUUUCAGGGGGUAUUUGGAAAUAUGUGGGUGUAUUUUUGGUUAUCACAAUGAUGGGGGUGCUACUGGCAUUUUUGUUGCCAUGAGGCCAAGAUACUAAAUGUCUGAGCAGUCCUAGACAAUGAAGAACUGACCUGCCCAAAGAGAACGUGCUCAAAAAGUGGCUAGCCCUUUCCUUUAUUCUCCCAUUAUACGCCUUAUAUAGAAGGAAUCAUGAUAAUAACAUGAGCAGCUGUACUUUUGAGCCUUUCAUGCUGGCAGCAUACUUUGUGCUUUACUUGUAUGCUUACAUAAUUCUUACAGAAUGUUUAGUAAGAGGAUGCCGUUUUGUAGCUGAAGAAGCUCAGGCUUAGAGAAGUUAAGGCCUGCAUGUAGUUAAAAAGUACCACUGUACAUUUCAAAUCUACUAGUCUUUGUAACUCGAGAGUUCUUCCUGUACCACUUCUCUGUACUUCCACCACCUGAUCUCAUAGCAGUCUGCCCCUCUGCAUUUUCAAUGUGGAUAAAUGAAAUACAGGCCAAUCUUUUGGUGCCUUGAGGAUUCUUGUAAUUAGAAAAGAAAAGCUAAUAAACAAAAUGCCUAGGCACUGUGCGUGAGUGGAGAGGUUGUUACAGAGACUUUAGAUGGAUGUCGUGUGUGUGGAUUUCCCUGCACCAUGAGCAGGGCAGUUUGUUCUGCUCUGGAAUUUCAUAUGCUUUGGAAUUGCACUCACAACUUUGCGUUAGCAAGUUUAUUACUCCUCCAUUUAUACGUGCAUUUUCAGUACCCCCUAACCAAACCGUCUGAGAGAAAAAACUCUUCUGUGAGAUUAUGUUGGAAUCAGAUGUUUGUUAAACUUUAAAACAUAAUGCCUUAAACUGUAGCACUUUAAAAACAUCUGUUUAUGGCAGAUCACUGAAAGGACCGUUAAUGCUUUCCUUGCACAUGUUGAUAUUUUAUGAUUUUGUAUCUUAUGAUUUAUUUGAAGUGUAAAAAUAACAGUACUUUGUUUUGUAAGUCUGCCUAAUAUCUACUUUUUAGUCCUCAUCGUUAGCAUAAUUCUUGAUGCUUUUAUUAAACUUUUAAUUUUAACUGAGACAAUGUCAUGCCUGGUUUGGGGGGUUUUAUUUUCUUUUGAUUGCUAAACAAAAUUCUCUUUCACAAGAGGUCAGUUUAGGAAAUGGCAGAGGGAAUAGACCUCCAAAAAGAGAGAGAUGGCCACAUGAUCUCUAGACAGGAGGAUGAUUCUUUUAAAAUAUCCUCUCAGAGCACAUUUACUCUCAGGACUGUAUCACAGCCCACGCUUCUUCCUUCCCAUGUCCAAGUCCAGCAUUAUUUGAGGGAGGGAUGAAUCUACACAAGCUCGUGGCAAAAUAUCAAGCAUUGUCUUUAUUAUACUUCUUAGCUCAGGAAGAAGAGUUUUUUUUUAAAUACCCUAACCUGUGGAUUUUUCCUAUAGAUGAGCCCACUGCCCGCUUUUUCCGUGGCCCAGUCUUCCUCCUGCGGGUCACAGCACAGAGGUCACCUCCUCAGGGACGGCUUCCACUACAGCCCUAUCUAAUGGGGGCUUUCCCAAGAACUCCCUGCUAUAGAUAAUGCGUGUGUCCCCCCAGAAUUCAUUCAUUGAAACCUGUUCCCAAUGUGAGAGUAUUUGGAGGUGGGACCUUUUGGAAGUGAUUGUGUCAUGACAGUGGAGCCCUCGUGCAUGGGAUUAGGGUCCUUAUAAGAGCCCAGAAACAGAUGAUUGAACUUGGUGUACCC